AUGGUGAUUCUAGUGCCGGAAAUGGUGAGCAGAAUGGCUGCAGAGCAUGCGAAGUUUCAAGACGAAGAGUACGCGAGUGUGCCGGAAGAGGCCAGCAAGGGCGAAGAUGAAGGACCACCUCCUCGGGAUCAUGUCUUGCUCUCCGGUCGCUUCACCACUGACAAUCCCAAGAUCAAGAACUACAUGGCAAAGGUUCAGCGUGAGCUCAAUGCGCUCGGAAUCGCCACCUUCAUGGUGAACACAAAACGGGACUUUGGCGCGGAGACGAUGCGUGGGCUGGGAGGGGCGAGAUGCAUGGUGGCAUUUUGUAACUCGAGCUAUGGCGAGAAGACGAGUGACACCUACGAGACGUACUGUGAGCUGAAGCACGCGUACGAAAAUCAUGAGAUCGACCUCAUUCCGGUGCAGUUGUGCACGAAGUGGCCACCUCAACCCCCUGGCCAGGCAGGAAAAGACUUGUGCACCUUCGUGCUAGGGAAGAGCAAGGUGAAGAUUAAGGGCCUGGAGAGCGACGACACUUACAAGGCCGCCCACAAGUUGGCUGCAGACAUCCGUGACCACAUCAAAGGCUUGGGCGUUUUGGAUCAAGUGGGCCGUGAACCCCCGCUGGCUGCCGUGCAGGAAAACGAGUGA
Symbiodinium natans is the source of this 633-nucleotide messenger RNA. The record is from the annotation of a GenBank genome assembly. Lineage: Eukaryota; Dinophyceae; Suessiales; Symbiodiniaceae.